Magallana angulata is the source of this 2508-nucleotide messenger RNA. RefSeq lists its product as uncharacterized. The transcript has 13 exons. The record is from RefSeq and is a predicted model, not a curated record. NCBI's taxonomy places the organism in Eukaryota, Metazoa, Mollusca, Bivalvia, Ostreida, Ostreidae. Bases 43 to 2073 code for a protein of 676 amino acids.
AUAAACCUACUACAACACAGUUGAUGGAUUUAGAAAAUCAAAAUGGCAGAGACUAUGAUGACCCAACAAAUCCAAAGGUCUAUAAAUACACGAUCAGAGGACUUAAUUACAACCAGAAGAUGCGGAUAUUUUGAACAAGACAAUUUGGAUGUGAUAACAAAACCAAAGUCUACACAAUCAGAGGACCUGUAUAGAAGCCGAAGGUUCGGAUAUGCAGAAGCAACCACUGAAGAACGAAGACCGAGUCCCUUCCUCUCAAACUCGGAGUGCUUACAAGCGCACAAAAGAUACGGAUAUGUUGAAAAGGAUCCACUAGAUGCAGAAGCUCUAGAGCAGGAGAAAACACAGAAAACAUCUCGACCAUUUGGUUUUUCAUUCAAACUAGAUCAGAAUCCAGAAAAAAGUUUGAAUAAUAAUACAGAAAGUAUUCUUCGGGAACGGGAAGAACUGAAAAUCAAAGACGUGGCAUCAAAAGAACCCUUCCAUGUUCGUUUCUACAAGAUGAAACACUUUCAACAUUUCCAAUAUGUUUAUAAUCAAACUGCUGGUUGCCAAUCCCGCUUACAAAAGCUGCAAAAUAACAUGGUUUUGACAACCCAAAUGGCUAAGGACAUGUUCAUCAAAAUCAGGAUCCUUGGAGAGUUUAAAGACGAGGACCUUAACCUAAUAUCAAAAAAAGCAGGAAGAACAAAAUUAACAGAAGGUCAACCCAUAUGGGAAGCAAUGCCUGUUGUUUGCUUUCAAAAUCAUCAUUCAUCCAAAUCAAAAUUAAAGGAAUAUGAUAUCCACCGAAAAAGUGCAUGUCACAAAAUCCUUAUAAAAUCGGACACAUUUUAUGAUGAAACAGACGAAAAUGACGAUACAAUAAUCAACGUUGCCCGAAACAGAACACAUAUUCAAGAGGCAAUUACCUCAUGCUUGGAAGAACCGAUUAAUCAGAUGCUAAAUCAAUGGUUGAAAGAUCUUAAAAGUGCAGAUUCAAGCAAAUCUUCAUCAAGAAUAAUUGCUGAAAUAGAGGCAAUUCGCAAACAGAUGACGUUGGAGGACAAUAGAGAUUCAACUGCUUGUUCUGCUCUACUAUGCGAUGAAACAAUAUCCGCUGUCCCUGAAGAAAUCAAAAACUUUUUAUUUAGAAGGCCCGAUGUAAAUUCUUUUGGAAUAUGGAGAAAUUCGUCGUUUAAAAUCCUUGUCGAAGAAACUGAUGAAACCAUGUUGAGGCGUGAUCUAACUAAAAUGAACCCAACAUUUUUUGAAACAUAUAAAUUAGAAGUUGAAAAACGAAAAAUGUUAGACAGACUGUCUAAUAUGAUGCAAGGAGAUCAAAUUAUGGCAAAGAUACAGAACGAAGAUGGAAACUAUCGAAAAGGAACACUUGGUGGUUUUGUAACAAAGACUGACGAAGAAGAGAAAAAGUUUGCGUUGACUUGCAACCAUAUAUUUCCCGAGGUAGAUGAACCUGCGUAUAACCAAAAUCUUGAAAUCAUCGGAUCCUGCUUGUUUACAACAAGGGAACAAUCCUGCGAUUUUGCGGCGAUCGAAAUAGAGCAGUCAUUUUCAGACAAAUGCGACGUUUAUGUCAAAAGAGAUGACAGAAAGAAAACCAAUGCUCAAGUGUAUGCUGGAAAUAUCGAAAAUAUUGGACUGGUUCAUAAAAUAGGAGCCACAACAGAUGUUACCAAAGGUAACAUUCUUAGUCCCGAAUGGCAUGAAAGGGUUCUCGGUGAGAAUUGGGUGUCCAUUUUUCUUGUACAGGGGAUUGAAGGAAAUUUUUCUGAGGAAGGCGAUAGUGGAUCGCUAGUUUUCUCAAGACCACGAAGUGUGCAACAAAAUAAUGUUGAUGUCAUGGGUAUGGUAUUUUCCAAUAAAUUAACGGUGUAUAAUAAUGAAGAAAACGAACAUGCUGAAAAUGUUCAAGAUGCAGAUAAUAUUUCUGGUUGUUUUCGCAUACAUACAGCUCUUGACCUAUUUAAGAUGAGCCAAGGGGAAGAUUUUGAAGUAAAAUUUCAGGAUGAUCUGUCGUCAUCAUCGCCUUCGUCGUCACUUUCUGAUGAUUCGAACGAAGAACCCAUUUGAAGCAAAUGUUGAAACGCUUCAAAGCUGUUUUGUUAUUUUUGACAUAUAAACACAAUAAAUGCAGCAAAAUUGAUUUAUUAUAUGAUCUCAAGGAGCCAGCUGAUUACUUUGCGUCAUUUAUUGUUACAAGUAUGCUCAGAAAUCCAUUCUGCGAUACCAGAAUCUAACUUUUUUUUCAGACCUUCUAUCAUGCUUAUAUUUUUUGAAAAAGUGAUGUGAACAUGUGAACAUAAUGAUUUUUCAAAAUAUAGAAAACACUGAAGAUAACCGGUCCGGGAAUCAAAAUGUAUUGCGAGUUCUACUUCAUAUGAACAUAUCAGCAAGGCAGCAUCUGUGUUUAGUAUACAUACUUUCAAAAGAUCAAGAGGUGUGAAUGUCGCAAUUAUCAGCAUUGUAAACUGUCAGUAUGACACCUUCUUUAAGACAUUAUGUAAU